AUGGCUUUUAUGAGAUUGAAAGACAAAACAUGGACUUAUAAAGAUGAUACAUGGACUGCCGUUGAAGAAGUUGUUAAUGUUGAAGAUAAGUUUUAUGCAGUGAACAAUUACAGCCAACUUUUAUCUUUUGAAAUUACAAGGUUUUCAGGCACAGAGGCGACCGUGGCUGCAACAGGUAUGGCAAGAAACUACGUCUUUAGGAGCUAUCUGGUGGACUCAGAUGAUGGAUUAUUAAUGGUUCAAAGGGUCUAUGAGUGGGACGUUGACAAAUGUGUGACAAAAAAAUUCAAGAUUUUCCAACUGAAUUGCAGUAAGAAUGGGUGGAUUGAGAAAAACACUUUGGGUGAAUAUGCUCUUUUUAUUGGAGAUAACUCUACGAUAUCAGUUUUGGCUUCAAAGUUUAAAAAUUGUGAGCCAAAUUGCAUAUACUUCAAUCAAGAUGACAAUCGCAUAAAGAGUGAAAUUGGAUCUCACGGACCUCAUGAUUUCAGUGUGUAUAACUUCAAAAGUGAAGAGAUUUCGAAGCCUUACACAAUAAAUGCAAUGACUUUACUGGAGAUGACCAAGCGAUCUCCGAUCUGGAUUACACCGCCUCCUAAUUAA
Fragaria vesca subsp. vesca is the source of this 603-nucleotide messenger RNA. RefSeq lists its product as uncharacterized. The record is from RefSeq and is a predicted model, not a curated record. Lineage: Eukaryota; Viridiplantae; Streptophyta; Magnoliopsida; Rosales; Rosaceae. Bases 1 to 603 code for a protein of 200 amino acids. The transcript has a single exon.